AUGAAGAAUUCGAUAUCAGAACAGAGUUUUUACAUAGAGAGUGAGGAAGAAGAUGAGGAGAAAGCAUUUGACAACAGUGAAGAUGGGAAUGCCUCAGAUUCUUCCAAGUACUCCGAUGAUAAUGAUAAUGAUAACGACAAUGCCCAACGAAGUAAACCGAAUUCAUACAAUACCCCUUGGCCUCAGAGUUAUAGGCAAUCAAUUGAUUUAUACGGCAGUGUCUCAUCUCCAAGUCUUAACUUUAUGGGGACGCCAACAUUGUCACGCUUUGGCAGCUCAUUUCUUUCCACGUCACUUACUCGGAGACAUACUCCUGAAAUAUUACCUUCUUUGAACGAACCCCUCGUACCUGCAGCAGAGGAUGAGAAGAUGCCCCAACAAAGACGUAGUUCCCGUUCUCUGCUUCCACCGUUGAGGAAGCCGACCGGCAUAAAGAAAGUAACUCCCGAUGAAAAAGCCUCCAAGGUUUCACAUGAACUCCCAAUUUCUCGACAGAGCUCAUAUGGCCAAGCAGUGGUAAAUGGCAUGAAUGUUCUGUGUGGAGUAGGAAUCCUUUCUACACCUUAUGCUGUCAAAGAAGGAGGAUGGGUGGGGCUUUCUAUACUGUUGAUAUUUGCUGUCCUUUCUUACUACACUGGGAUUCUGCUACGUUACUGCUUGGACAGCCGGCCUGGGCUUGAAACUUACCCGGAUAUUGGCCAAGCUGCUUUCGGUACAUUGGGGCGUAUUGCCAUAUCCAUAGUUUUAUACGUGGAGUUGUAUGCUUGUUGUGUUGAAUAUAUUAUUUUGGAGAGCGAUAACUUAUCAUCUCUAUUUCCAAAUGCACAUUUAAGCUUGGGAGCAUUUGAAUUAAACUCUCACCAUCUUUUUGCAUUGCUGACCACCCUUGCUAUUCUUCCUACUGUUUGGUUGCGAGACCUGAGCAUUCUUAGCUAUAUUUCUGCCGGUGGAGUUGUUGCAUCAAUCUUGGUGGUUGCUUGCUUGUUUUGGGUUGGCUUAGCGGAUCAAGUUGGAUUUCAGACGAAAGGGACAACACUGAACCUUUCGACUCUUCCCGUUGCUAUUGGUCUCUAUGGUUAUUGCUACUCGGGACAUGCCGUGUUUCCCAAUAUCUAUACAUCAAUGGAAAAACCUAGCCAAUAUCCUGCUGUCCUCCUAACAAGUUUCGGUAUCUGUACUUUGAUGUAUGCUGGAGUUGCUGUGCUAGGAUACAUGAUGUUCGGAGAAUCUACACAAUCACAGUUUACCCUCAACAUGCCCCAAGAUUUAGUUGCUUCUAAAAUUGCUGUUUGGACUACAGUAGUCAAUCCGUUUACUAAGUAUGCGUUAACCAUCUCUCCAGUGGCAAUGAGUCUCGAGGAAUUGAUACCAUCAAACUGCGCCAAAUCUCAUAUCUAUGCAAUCCUCAUACGAACAGUAUUGGUGAUAUCUACAUUGCUUGUUGGUCUUAGCAUCCCAUUCUUUGGUCUCGUGAUGGCGUUGAUUGGCUCUUUACUCACAAUGCUAGUUACUUUGAUUCUUCCAUGUGCUUGUUACCUCAGCAUCUUAAGGGGAAGAAUAGGCUUCUUUCAGGGCUCAAUUUGUUUAGUGAUCAUCGUCGUAGGCAUCAUAUCAUCAGUAUUUGGAACAUACUCUGCCCUCUCUCGAAUCAUUGAGAAUUUGAGCUAA
Molecule: messenger RNA, 1668 nt
Organism: Fraxinus pennsylvanica
Lineage: Eukaryota; Viridiplantae; Streptophyta; Magnoliopsida; Lamiales; Oleaceae
Source: the annotation of a GenBank genome assembly